Molecule: messenger RNA, 570 nt
Organism: Prunus armeniaca (apricot)
Lineage: Eukaryota; Viridiplantae; Streptophyta; Magnoliopsida; Rosales; Rosaceae
Source: the annotation of a GenBank genome assembly
AUGGCUAAUGCACAGCUCAGUAUUACGCGAAUGGCAACUGCGUCUUCAAACCAUCAAAGUGAGGGAUCUUCAAUAAAGAUUGAGCUUCGUCCUGAUUGGUUUAGCACAGAUUUCUUGGGUUUCGCUCUAUCUCUUGUUAUUGCAUUGAACACCAAAGAUGCUAAAUGGGAAAUGGAGUUUGGGUGCAGGUACAACUUCAAAACAAGUGAUGGUGAAGGCCAUGAAAUCAACCAUUCUCUUUGUAUAAUCCGUGUUCGCAUGGAAGCACUUUGGAAGAUUCCCAUGAGGUGCUUGUGUGGUGGUAUGGCAUCUUUGAAGUUGCAGAGGGUGCUCAAAGACCCACUGCGUUUUACAAACUUGUUACUGAGGCCUCUUUUGAAUUCUACUACAUACAAGAGUUUAACUCCGAAGAAGAUGAGGUUUUCGAAGAAUUCUGUUCAGAUUACAAUGUGGAAAAGUGUGGGAUUUGUUUGUUGUAUGCCCAAGAUGCUGAGAUUAUUAAGCAAAGAAUUUGUAGCUCAAGUGGUUAGGAACAUUUAUCUAACUUUAGAAUCUGCUCGUGUAAGAUAA